Molecule: messenger RNA, 929 nt
Organism: Sitophilus oryzae (rice weevil)
Lineage: Eukaryota; Metazoa; Arthropoda; Insecta; Coleoptera; Curculionidae
Product: corrinoid adenosyltransferase-like
Exons: 5
Coding region: 86-784 (232 amino acids)
Molecular function (GO): corrinoid adenosyltransferase activity
Source: RefSeq, a predicted model, not a curated record
CAGUUUUGUUUUGGUACUUCGAUUUUUGAAUUUUAAAGUUUAUAUCAUGAAAAUUUAGGUUAAAGAUAAUAACUUAAAAAAAAAAAUGGUUUUGAGAAACAUUUUAAGAAGAGCGUCCUUUAAUCAAAUUCGUCAUUACUGUAGUGAGAAAGAAUUAGGAAGCGCGACAAAAACUGAUACGGGAGCAAUUAAAGAAAGUAAAGUUAUAGAAACAUUUAGCAGGCAAGGUGAUAAUGGAAGCUCUAAAACCAUUACAGGGGAUGUUUUGCCAAAAGAUCACGAAAUAUUUCAUGCAAUAGGGGCUACUGAAGAGUUGCUGAGUUAUAUAGGAUUAGCAAGAGAACAUGGAAAUGAAGCUGAGCAUGAAUAUACAGAUAAAUUAAAAAGAAUUCAAACUACUAUUAUUGAUAUAAGUACAGCUAUAUCAAGAAAUAACAAAAUGAGCAUACCUCCAAUUUAUACAAAAGAAUUAGAAGAUUGGAUACAUGAAUAUUCAAAGCAAUUGCCGCCAGCUGAGCAGUAUAUUAUACCAGGUGGUGGUGUAGCAAGUGCAUCACUCCACGUUGCCAGAUCAAUUUGUCGUAGAACUGAAAGAGUUGUUUGCCCUUUGGUUAGAAAUGAGAAGUUAGACAAAGAGGCAUUAGUUUAUUUAAAUAGACUAUCAGACUUUUUACUGACGGUAUCUAGAAUAGCAGCUAAACAUGACCAAAGGACUGAGAGUAUUUAUAUUCCAAAACCAGAUGAAAAAGUCCAACCACAGGUGUUACAUUUAGUGCAAUUCUAACAAUUGUUUCAUAUGAAACGAAUAUUUAUUGUGUAAAUAAUGGUGUUCCAUAAUAUAUACAGAAAUAAGCUUUCAGAGAUACUUGCAAGAUAAGAAGAUAUUUUAUAAUUUUUUGUUGUUUAAUGAAAUAUAACUGGAUAGUUUA